Messenger RNA from Alternaria alternata, 778 nucleotides. RefSeq lists its product as hypothetical. Bases 208 to 735 code for a protein of 175 amino acids. The transcript has 2 exons. The record is from RefSeq and is a predicted model, not a curated record. NCBI's taxonomy places the organism in Eukaryota, Fungi, Ascomycota, Dothideomycetes, Pleosporales, Pleosporaceae.
CAGGCUAUCAUGGCUUGUUUUUGUGAGAAUAGUUGCCUGGGCAGAUUGUAUUUCUAGUCCUGAGAGCCCAGGCAGACGAGAAUGCUCUCAUGUUAACAGUCAUUUGGGCUUGGAACUACGUGCUGGGUUGCCUACUCAAAUUCUUCACUCCUCUUUAUUUGCACGUGCAGUUCGAUCCAUCCAGCCGUUGUCGUUCUCUAGGCCAAGAUGUGCAACUCCUGGAUACUGAGCGCCAUCGCACUUCUCUCCCUCUCGCUCGGCACAGCAGCUACGAAACACGUAUCGGCGUUAGCAGCUCAAGUGUCCUUAUAUAUACGCGCCACUAACAAAACCAUCUGCGGUUCGGAGACUGGCUCAUCCGGCCUCAUAACAAAUUGGUAUUGCGAAGGCAGCGCGCCGCAAUGCUGCAGAGAUAGUAGGGAAACGCUCAAGGAGGGCAUUCCGUGGAACUGCAUUCCCGCCGACGGUGUCUGCUGCGGACACGGCGACUAUUGUAGUGCGAGCAUCAACGCUAUUUGCAAGCGCGACAAGUCUGGAUACGAAUGUUGGGCCGGAUCGGGCGCUGAGGUUCCAACGAUCGUGGGAAACACGCCAGAGAUGGAGUCGGAUUAUAGCAAUGUUAGGGGCCACAAGGAUGAGGGUGAAUACGAGAGUUCGGCUACAAAGUCGGCAUGGAAAGCUGAGGUCUGGGCAGCUUGGGGAAUGAUAGGUGUAGGAGCCCUAUGGUUCCUUUAACAUGUGUAUGUCUUAUAUCAUUAGGCUGUUCAAGCUACAGUCG